AUGGCUAACUUAGCAAACACCACGGAAGCAAAUGCUGCUGCGACUCUGCAAGCUGUGCAGAGGUUAGGCCAACCGGCGGGGAAUGGCAAUGGGAACGGAGAAGGAAAUGCCAAUGAUAAUGCUGAGGGAAACAGCGAUAACAUGGGAGUAGUUCUGAUGACCUUGGCAACGUUCCUCAAGGCGCAGCAUGUUCCACUCAAUCAGUAUGUAGAGUUUGCCACUUAUCAGCUAGCGGGAGAAGCCCAGCCCUGGUGGCAAGCUGAGUGUCGUGUGCUACAGCUUCAGAACGCUGACAUUCCAUGGGAGGUGUUUCAAACUGCUUUCUAUAAGAAGUAUUUCCCUGAGUCUGCAAGAGAAGCGAAGGAGAUGCAGCUAAUGCAGCUGAAGCAAGGUUCCAUGUCUGUGGCUGAGUACACCAACAAGUUCGAAGAGCUUUGUAGGUUUUCUCGGGUGUGUCAGGGUGACCCAGAGACUUUUGAGAGCUGGAGAUACAUUAAGUACCAAAGGGGUUUGAAGGACAACAUUAUGACUGCUGUGGCUCCUAUGGAGAUCCAUGUCUUCUCCGACUUGGUGAAUAAGGCUAGAGUAGUGGAGGAGUAUGCCAAGACAGUGGUGGCAUCUAAGGACACUCAUAGAGGGAGUUCUAGUCGGGGGCGUGGCAGGUACCUUCAUCCGAGAGGACAAAGCUUCAAGAGAGGAGUAUAUGUGCCUCAAGGUCAAGGAGGCUUCAGAAAGAACACACAUGACCAGAUUCAGCGUGGCAAAGGGAGAGGAAAUCAGAGUAAGAGUUCUCCAGAUUUGACUUAUGUACAUUGUGGGCGUUUCCAUCCUUAUGACUCAUGCAAAAUUGGUUUAGGUGGUUGUUUCAAUUGUGGGUUGCCUGGCCACAUUGCGAGGGAUUGCACUCGUGGGAGGAAUCAGAAUGCGGGCCAGAGUCAGCAUCAAGUUGCAUUAUAUGAUACUGGAGCUUCGCAUUCGUUUAUUUCGUUUGCUAAAGUUGAGGAAUUAGGCUUGAAAGAGUCAGAAUUACCUUUUGAUCUGCAUGUACACACUCCACAUCAAAUAGUUAUGACUAGGUUAGGUUGUAGACAAGUAAGUUUUAAGCUUGAGGGUAGAGACUUUGUGCAUGAUUUGAUUUGUUUACCAAUGGUGGGGCUGGAGAUGAUUUUGGGGUUUGAUUGGUUGUCGAAGAACCGGGUUUUGUUGGAUUAUUUUGAACGGACAAUUCGGUUUAUGUCGGAAGGAAAAAAUGGAGCAGUGGUAGCUACGGGGUAUUACCUGAACUCUGUAAUGGUGCAUUGUAGUGGGGAGGAGUGUCAGGGUUAUGUUCUGUUUGCUGCUAAUGCGUUGGGUGAUGCCCAGAACUUAGAUCAGAUACUGGUGGUUAGAGAUUUUCCAGAAGUAUUCCUGGAAGAUAUCCCUGAGUUUCCACCUCCGAGGGAAAUUGAAUUUGCGAUCGAAUUGGUGCCGGGAUCCGGGCCAGUGUCGAUUGCGUCGUAUAGAAUGGCUCUGAUAGAGCUGGCAGAGUUAAAGACUCAGUUGGAAGAGCUUCUGAACAAGAUGUUCAUUCGGCCGAGUGUAUCACCGUGGAGAGCGCCAGUUUAUUGGUGA
Messenger RNA from Arachis ipaensis, 1611 nucleotides. RefSeq lists its product as uncharacterized. The record is from RefSeq and is a predicted model, not a curated record. Gene Ontology annotation, molecular function: zinc ion binding; nucleic acid binding. NCBI's taxonomy places the organism in Eukaryota, Viridiplantae, Streptophyta, Magnoliopsida, Fabales, Fabaceae.